Molecule: messenger RNA, 2063 nt
Organism: Ananas comosus (pineapple)
Lineage: Eukaryota; Viridiplantae; Streptophyta; Magnoliopsida; Poales; Bromeliaceae
Product: eukaryotic translation initiation factor 4B1-like
Exons: 3
Coding region: 123-1760 (545 amino acids)
Molecular function (GO): translation initiation factor activity; mRNA binding
Source: RefSeq, a predicted model, not a curated record
UCGAGAAAAGAAGCCCUUUUUUCCUUCCCCGUUUUUCGAUCGUCAUCCCCUUUUGUUUUCGCAGCCACAAAGCGCCCGCUCGAAACCCUAGCCCUUUCAGAUCCCGAACCUAGGGCACGGCCAUGUCCAAACCCUGGGGCGGAGUCGGCGCCUGGGCCCUCGAGGCCGAGCGCGCGGAGGCCGAGGAGCGGGAGGCCGAGGAGGCCGAGGCCGCGGCCGCGGCUGCCGCGCCGCCGGAGCACUUCCCCAGCCUGAAGGAGGCUGCCGCCUCCGCCGGCGGGGGCAAGUCGAAGAAGAAGAAGGCGACCUCGAUCUCCCUCUCCGAGUUCGCCACCGGGACCUACGUCGGCCCCGGCGGCGGCGGCCGCCGCCACCCCUCGUCGUCGUCGUCCCUCGUCGAGCCGAAGGGCCUCACCCCCGACGAGAUGCUCCGCCUCCCCACCGGCCCCCGCGAGCGCUCCGCCGACGAGCUCGAGCACUCGCGCCUCGGCGGCGGGUUCCGAUCCUACGGCGCCGGCGGCUCCCGCGGCGGGUUCCCAGGCCGGAGAUCCGACGAUGGCGACGGGUACGCCGGAAGGAGGCCCUACGGCGGGGGAUUCGACGAGGAUCAGCACCGCGGCCCCCCGUCUAGGGCUUCCGAUCCCGAUCAGCCGUCGCGGGCGGACGAGGUCGACAACUGGGCCGCCAACAAGAAGUCGUUCGCGCCCUCGCCGAUGGAUUCGGGCCGCCAAGAUCGGUACAGCUCGCUGGGCGGCGGCGGCGCCGCGUCGCGGGCCGACGAGGUGGACGACUGGUCCCGCGGAAAGAAGCCCCUUCCCUCGCGCUACCCCGCCUUCGGAUCCGGGUUCAGGGACACCACCGGCCCCUCCGACUCCGACCGAUGGGCGCGCGGAGGAGUUGAGGGGCCAGGGGACCGCGAAAGGCCGAGGCUUGUUUUGGACCCGCCCAAGAGGGAGGUCGGAGGGGUCGCCUCGGAGCCGGCUAGGAAUCGGCCGAGCCCGUUCGGCGCCGCGAGGCCGCGGGAGGAGAUUUUGGCGGAGAAAGGAUUGGAUUGGAGGAAGAUGGAGACGGAUUUUGAUCUUAAGAAGACGAGCAGGCCCACCAGUUCCCAAUCCAGCAGGCCUUCUAGCGCUCAGUCCAGCAGGCCCGGGAGCCCCGGAUCGCAAGGUUUGGCCACGGCCGGCGAGGGCGCACCUAGGGCACGGCCGAAGGUGAACCCUUUUGGGGAUGCGAAGCCCCGAGAGCUUGUGUUAGAGGAGAAAGGCAAAGACUGGAAGAAGAUUGACCUUGACCUGGAGCAUCGCGGGGUUGACAGACCUGAGACAACUGAAGAAAAGAUUCUGAAAGAGGAGAUCAGUAAUCUGAAGGAGGCACUAAAAGCAACUGAGGUGAACACGAAUAACGAAUCUGUACAAGUUUCUGCUGAAGAAGUGACCAAUCUGCGUGAGAAGAUACUUAUAAAGGAGAAGGACCUGGAGUUGUUGAUACAGCAAUUGGACGACAAGGUCCGAUUUGGACAGAGAGGGACCACUGACAAUCGGCCUGGCUCCGGAGCUGGUAGGGUCGCUGCAUUUUCACAAGCUGUUUUGUCAGAAGAUUCGCGGAGUACAGAGAGCAUAGAAAGACCACGUUCUCGUGGUGGCAUGGGCGAAACGUUGCCGAAGACGGUGGAUGACAAAUGGGGUUUCCAGGGAAUUAGAGAUAGGAGCUCCUUUGGUAGCAGAAACCAGGGCAGGUCAAGGUCCAGGGAGAGGUGGUGAAAGCUACCAGUGUGAAUCCUUUUUGUUGUUUUGCUGCUCUUUUGAAACCGGAGACAGAAAAAUAAACUGUUAUUUCUGAUUUUCAACCUUUUGUCGUCUCAUUAUUUCUUUUUUUUUGCUUUUGGAGGGGAGCGAGAAUCUGGAUUUUCAGAGAUUACUUGUUGCUGUCUAAUUAUUAUUGCUACCUUGAUGUGGCGUAUUUGAAUCCGUUUUUCCAUGUCGAGGCCAAGCCGAAACCUUUGACUCACUAAUUACACUGCUUUAUGAAGCAAUGCCUUCUUGGUAUUAUUGUUGGUACUGCAA